GGUCUUGCAGAUGGUCAACGCCUCAGAUCUACUGCUACAAGGGACUUUACCCGAAGAGACAGGCAUGGAGGCAUCGACCAGGCGGGAACGAACUUCCAAGUGAGGCGAAAUACUUCAUCAUGAGAGAAAACCCAACCCACAAAAGAUAUUCGCAUUCUCAUCAGAGUUCCAGAAGAGCACUAGGGAUGGACAAAAUCUCUCACCAACUACGCCCUGCGCGAGGCUACCCGGAAGACGCUGGGUCUGUCACUUAUCGACAUCCGGGAUAUCCAGCGUACGGCGACGGGCUUCGCCAUACGCCUCGAAACAAAAUGAGCCGACAAAGGAUCUUAGCCAAGGAGCAGGUAUUAGGACACUGCCUCGAGACCACUGAGGUUGAACUACCGACAAAAUAGUCCAAUUACGUCGUGCCGAACUGCCCGACCAAACUAACCAACAUGCUAGGCGAAUUGGUCGGCAUCGGCCAGGUCAUCCAGGACGAGGUGAUCGCCCAAACAGGUCUCAAGACAACCAGCGUGCGGCCUUCCGAGACAUA
Fusarium redolens is the source of this 535-nucleotide messenger RNA. RefSeq lists its product as uncharacterized. The transcript has a single exon. The record is from RefSeq and is a predicted model, not a curated record. NCBI's taxonomy places the organism in Eukaryota, Fungi, Ascomycota, Sordariomycetes, Hypocreales, Nectriaceae. The coding region runs from base 120 to 395 and encodes 91 amino acids.